CCCUGCAGCCAACCAAGACCCAGACACGAGGAAUAAAGGCGUAUGGCUCCACAUUAGCACUUCUGCUGCUCCAGGACAGAGUCAAGCACUGUUGAUGUCUUGGUUAUGUGCUUGAUGUGUAUGCCAUAUAAUCUCUGAGGAGCCUGGUGAUGAAUCUGAUGAUCUUACUGACAUUUUUGGUUGAACUGUUCCAGUCUGAUUCAUCCCUCUGCAAAAAAAAAAAGAAAAAAGAAAAAUAAAUCUGUCUACUGAUACCGGAUUAAGAGAGCUCUUUAAGUGAGAUGAUGAUGGUAAGCGAUGACUGUCUGGUGGAGUGUAAGAUCGAUGACAGUGAUGAAGAACAGAUGAACACUCCUCCUCCUCCUCCAGAAUUUGCAUCCAAGGCUUCAACUCCGGCUCCCAAAACUCCAACGCCCCCUGCAAAUCCCUCGACUCCUUCUCCGACCCGCCCAGUCAACAGAGACCCGCAUGGCAUCAACAAACACCUUAAGGUGGAGGUCAGUGACGUACUGGCUGAGCCUGCCGCGCCUCAUAGCAUGGACGCAGUGUGGACUCACAGUCUGGUCGGCUUUGAGAGGACUCGUAUCUGGACAUACCGCUGCCUCUCCCUGCUGUUUGCCGUGCCCCUUGCUUUCCUGUGCGGCUUCUUCCUGGCUCUCCUCGCCUGCCUACGGGUCUGGUUCCUGGUUCCCUGUCUACAGCUCAGCAACACCUUCCUGCCCUGCUUGCGCUCCGUGUUCAUGUGCGCCGUGAACGUCUUCAUCUCUCCCUUCUGUAUGUCUCUCGCCCUCUGCUGCACUCAGAUCUCCAUCUCGCUGUCGAACAAAGACUUGGAUCACAAAAGAGACAAAGACACUGUGUGAACGUAAAGAAUUAAGGCACAAGGAAUCAAGAUUGAGAAAGUGUGUGAGUGGGCGGUAGAAUGCUUUUAUUUAAAUAUGCUUGAUUUUGUUUGUUUUUAUCAGAAAAUCCAAAGGUUUUGUCAGACAAGUUUAUUUAAAUAAACUAUUUUGAUAAGUCUGAA
Molecule: messenger RNA, 1024 nt
Organism: Fundulus heteroclitus (mummichog)
Lineage: Eukaryota; Metazoa; Chordata; Actinopteri; Cyprinodontiformes; Fundulidae
Gene: cav4b
Exons: 4
Coding region: 282-863 (193 amino acids)
Biological process (GO): caveola assembly
Cellular component (GO): caveola
Molecular function (GO): molecular adaptor activity
Source: RefSeq, a predicted model, not a curated record